Rotaria socialis is the source of this 468-nucleotide messenger RNA. NCBI's taxonomy places the organism in Eukaryota, Metazoa, Rotifera, Eurotatoria, Philodinida, Philodinidae. The record is from the annotation of a GenBank genome assembly.
AUGUUUGGAGUUCAGCACAAUUUGAAUCCAGUUUCAUUGCUACCUAGUUGGUCAAUAUGCUAUCAAGGUCUUUAUUCUGUUAUUUUAACUGAGGCCGCUGUCGUUUCAAUACUUAGAAGUUGUAACAAGACAUUGCUUUUACUUGCUUGUCGACCAGUAACCAACAUUAAUUUCACUGUAGCUGCUAUGGGCAAUCGAAGUGAUGUGCUCUACGAUUGCGACACCAUUAUAGAAUGCACUCAUUUAGCAAACGGGGUUGGAUGGUACUUUUCCGAUCGAUACUCAUGGGGUUUUGUCAAUGGCGAUGAGUCUGUCACGCGUAAACAAUGCGAUACAAAUCCGGUCAAUAACGGUGUGAACGGACUUUGUUGGCACACUACUAUGAAUUCAGGUGGUUAUCAAUGUGGCUCUAAUAUAAAUCUUAAUAGUGAUUCGACAUAUGAGCGACUUAUAUAUCAUUCGAACUAA